AUGAUCUUCGCCUCCCUGAUCGGUGUUCUGGGUGGUGGAUCUGGUCUUUUCAAUCUGCUGUUCCCUCAGAAGACGGUGUACGACGUGCCCUGGGAGGGCUUGUCAGAUGCCCUUGGGACGAACGUCAACGAAUUUCAGAAGAAUGUCGGAGCAGCUUUGACUGAAAUUCAGACAAACUUUGACACAUUCUAUGCGCUUACCUCAAAUGGUGGCUUCAGCCAGAGGCUCAAGACGAACUUACCAGAGGACACUGACUUCAUGUACCACAACCUCAAGAAAUGGGUUUUCAACCAGGCUUUGCAGCAAGCAGGCUACUUCGCCGUCAAGAAUCCCGGUGUCGACCCGCGGGAAAUUCCUAUUGACCCGUAUGAUUGCUCGAAGUUGGACGACAAGAUGACGUGCGGCCCAAUUUGGUUCGACGGUAAAGACUCAUACGGCCUCGCGAAAGCAAACGGUAAGUCUACAUUCGUUUGA
This is a messenger RNA of Colletotrichum chrysophilum, 474 nucleotides long. RefSeq lists its product as uncharacterized. The transcript has 3 exons. Bases 1 to 474 code for a protein of 157 amino acids. NCBI's taxonomy places the organism in Eukaryota, Fungi, Ascomycota, Sordariomycetes, Glomerellales, Glomerellaceae. The record is from RefSeq and is a predicted model, not a curated record.